AUGGAUCUGUUCUACUUGAAUCCUUAUGCGAUACGAUUAUGUGAGAAUGUCAGUUCGGUUUGUGGUACGAACGCAGUCCUUAUGCAAGUCAUAAACUGGAAUCUGAGUGCAGACUGCGAGAACAAUUCACUUGAAGCUUAUAUUAAAGACGGGGAAAGUUGGAAGGACACGCGAUUAGACACGUCAUCCGAUUCACUGACGACGUUAUCACGAGCCAUCUAUAACAAACUUUAUCGCAACUUGAGUGAUUUCGAAAAUCACCUUGAUCGACCUGAAAGCGAUUUCUACAACACAGCUCUUUCGCAGAAACUUGGACAAUUGCUCGGAUGA
Angiostrongylus costaricensis is the source of this 330-nucleotide messenger RNA. The record is from the annotation of a GenBank genome assembly. NCBI's taxonomy places the organism in Eukaryota, Metazoa, Nematoda, Chromadorea, Rhabditida, Metastrongylidae.